AUGGGCUCGCUGAGCAGCCGGGUGCUGCGGCCGGCGCUGCCGCGGGGCGAUGGCGCGGCCGGGGACGGCGGCGGCCGCGGCGGCAAGAGGAAGCGCGGCGGGGCCGAGGGGCCCGGUGACAGCGACAGCGACGGCGAGGCCGAGCGGGAGGAGAGGCUCCUCAACACCCCCCGCAGGAAAAAGUUGAAGAGCACCUCUAAGUACAUUUACCAGACUCUGUUCUUGAAUGGGGAGAACAGUGACAUCAAAAUCUGUGCUCUGGGAGAGGAGUGGAACUUGCAUAAGAUCUACUUGUGUCAGUCAGGCUACUUUUCCAGUAUGUUCAGUGGGUCUUGGAAGGAAUCAAACAUGAAUGUCAUAGAGCUGGAGAUUCCUGACCAAAAUAUUGAUAUAGAAGCUCUGCAGGUGGCUUUCGGCUCUCUCUACAGAGACGAUGUCCUGAUCAAGCCCAGCCGAGUGGUGGCGCUUCUAGCAGCAGCCUGCAUGCUGCAGCUUGAUGGCUUAAUCCAGCAAUGUGGUGAAACAAUGAAGGAAACCAUUAAUGCCAAAACUGUCUGUGGUUAUUACAACUCAGCAGGGACCUAUGGGCUAGACUCUGUGAAGAAAAAGUGCCUUGAGUGGCUCUUGAAUAACCUGAUGACUCACCAGAGUGUUGAACUCUUCAAAGAACUCAGCAUAAACCUCAUGAAGCAGCUGAUCAGCUCCUCUAACCUGUUUGUGAUGCAAGUGGAAAUGGAUGUCUACACUGCUCUCAAAAAGUGGAUGUUCCUUCAGCUUGUGCCUUCCUGGAAUGGCUCUUUGAAGCAGCUCUUAGCUGAAGCUGAUGCCUGGUUUGCCAAGAGGAGGAAAGAUUUUGAGGAGGAGAUGGCAUUCCUGGAGUCAGAACAGGGCAGUGCCUUCCUGCCUGUCUUCUCCCACCUGAGGCUGCAGUACAUCAUCAGUGACUUGGCAUCAGCCAGGAUCGUGGAGAGGGAUGCCCUGAUCCCCUCAGAGUGGCUGUGCUCUGUUUACAAACAGCAGUGGUUUGCCAUGCUCAGAGCAGAACAGGACAAUGACAUUGGGCCUCAAGAGAUAAACAAGGAAGAACUGGAAGGAAACAGCAUGAGGUGUGGGCGGAAGCUGGCCAAGGAUGGUGAUUACUGCUGGCGCUGGACUGGCUUCAACUUCGGCUUUGACCUGCUGGUGACCUACACCAAUCGCUACAUCAUCUUCAAGAGGAACACUCUGAACCAGCCCUGCAGCGGCACCGUCAGCCUGCAGCCUCGCCGCAGCAUCGCCUUCAGGUUACGUCUGGCCUCCUUUGACAGCAGUGGGAAGGUUAUCUGCAGCAGAACAACAGGAUACCAGAUCCUAACCCUUGAGAAGGACCAGGAGCAGGUGGUGAUGAACCUGGACAGCAGGCUCCUGCUUUUCCCCCUCUACAUCUGCUGCAACUUCCUCUACACCUCCCCGGAGAAGAAGGCUGAGGGGGAGGCCCUGCCAGAGCUCCCUGAGCCCUGAGGCCUCUGCCCAGGGCAGCAGCAGGGCUGGGGCUGCCCAGGGCUGGGGCAGCAGCCAAGGCCUUACACUGUAGCAAACAUUCAUGGCCUUAGUACCACCUAUGCAGCUCUGAGAAGAGGAUCAGAACCUCUCUAGGCCAAAACCUGUUCCCCCUCAGCUCCUGUCCCUGCUGCUGGCCGUGCCCUGCCUGCAGCCAUUCUGCUUCUGCUGCUCCUCAUAGCUCUGGGCCAAGAACUGAGCCAAGCUGGAGAGAGGGAAUUGGUGUGAAGGACACCUCAGCAGCUUCCCUGACCCACUCUGGCACCUGUGGUGGCUUCAGGCAGGCAGUUUGGUGGCUUUGGGGCUUUCCAUGGCUGAGUUUGAGCCCCAGACCCUUCCUCCUGCUGCUCUCCUCUGCUCCUCUUCCUCUAGGUCUGAGCCCAGCCCUAGGAGCAUUGCCCUGGCAGCUUUAGCUGGGGCUGUGCACCACUUCUCCAACCCUUGCUUGGUUCAGAGCCUUUCAGCCAGUCAGUUUGGCUUUGGGGCAUUCCAUAGCUGAGUUCUGAGCCCCAGACCCUUCCUCCUGCUGCUUUGCUCUGCUCCUCUUCCUCUAGGCCCGAGCCCAGCCCUGGGAGCGUUGCCCUGGCAGCUUUUGUUAGGCCUUUGCACCACUUCUCCAGCCCUUGCUUGGUUCAGAGCCUUUCAUUCUGUCAGUUUGGGGCAUUCCAUGGCUGAGUUCUGAGCCCCAGACCCUUCCUCCUGCUGCUUUGCUCUGCUCCUGUUCCUCUAGGUCCAAGCCCAGCCCUGGGAGCAUUGCCCUGGCAGCUUUAGCUGGGUCUUUGCACCACUUCUCCAGCCCUUGCUUGGUUCAGAGCCUUUCAGCUCAGCCCUGCACAUUCUCCUUUGUGUUUCCCAUGGCAGCAACCAUUUCUCCUUUUCCUAGCAGAGGAAUUUGCUGAUGAAGAUGCUCAGUUUCAGCCAGUCAGUUUUGGGGCUUUCCAUGGCUGAGUUCUGAGCCCCAGACCCUUCUUCUGCUGCUCUCCUCUGCUCCUCUUCCCCUAAGCCUGAGCCCAGCCCUGGGAGCAUUGCCCUGGCAGCUUUAGCUGGGGCUGUGCACCACUUCUCCAGCCCUUGCUUGGUUCAGAGCCUUUCAGCCAGUCAGUUUGGUGGCUUUGGGGCAUUCCAUAGCUGAGUUCUGAGCCCCAGAUCCUUCCUCUGCUGCUCUCCUCUGCUCCUCUUCCCCUAGGCCUGAGCCCAGCCCUGGGAGCAUUGCCCUGGCAGCUUUAGCUGGGGCUGUGCACCACUUCUCCAACCCUUGCUUGGUUCAGAGCCUUUCAGCUCAGCCCUGCACAUUCUCCUUUGUGUUUCCCAUGGCAGCAACCAUUUCUCCUUUUCCUAGCAGAGGAAUUUGCUGGUGGAGAUGCUCAGAAGUGAAUUGGUUUUCUUUUUACCCCUCCCCUCCUCCAAAUCUGCUUGGCUUUGCCUCUGUCCUUCAGCAGCCUUCCAGUUGGCAUCCACCUGCUGAAUGCUUCCUGCACUCCCCUGUCCCCAAGCCCCAGGUUUGAACCCUGAGGUGAGUUAAGUUUUAAGUGUUCUGUUGGGAAUGUUCUACCCCCAACCCCCCCCACCCCUGUUUUUAGCUCAGGAACUUGUGACCUUUGAGUGCCUUUUGAGUUGGAGGUGUCCACAAAGGCUUCACAGCAGCUCAGCAAGGUCACAGGAUCCCCAAAAGUGAGAGUUGGGAAGCAAGGGAUUGCUUCCCAGCUGGCUGUUGGGAGGGUCAACCUCUCUCUGCUUUUCUGUUUGGGUUUUGUGUUUGGCCUGGUGCAAUUUUGGAUUCUUCCAGCUGGAUUUUUGUUUUUUGUUGGGAUUCCAAGGGUGGAAUUGAGCCUCUUGAGCCUAUUUUUUUAAGGUUAACCAAACCAUUUGUACUUUGUAACAAAAAAAAAUACCCAACCCAAAGGUGUUGGGUGAGAGAGAGACAGAAAGGUGGCAGCUGGUCAAUAAAGGGUUUUCCACUGGA
Molecule: messenger RNA, 3502 nt
Organism: Pogoniulus pusillus (Red-fronted tinkerbird)
Lineage: Eukaryota; Metazoa; Chordata; Aves; Piciformes; Lybiidae
Gene: GMCL1
Product: germ cell-less 1, spermatogenesis associated
Exons: 14
Coding region: 1-1500 (499 amino acids)
Biological process (GO): germ cell development
Molecular function (GO): protein binding
Source: RefSeq, a predicted model, not a curated record